UAUUUACAAAUUAGAUACAACUCAUUCAAUGACACUGACACACCUUAUUAAAAGAGAAACCAACCCUCUCAAAAACUAAAAGAAUGUUAGUUAGAUUUAUACGUUAAUAGAAAUAAUAUUCUGACAUUCAUAAACAAAACGGUCCAGUGACAGUGAGAGCUCGUGCUAAAAUCUCAUUUUUAGGAAGAAGUGCCCAAGGAGUAGUAAUAUAAUCAGAUCCCACCACUCGAAAAUAGAGAGUCAACCACAGAGAGAGAUAUCAACAAAUCACACACGCCAUGAACCAAACCAAAACUACCACCGACGAUAACAAAAACUCCAAACCGGCCGAAACCGAAUCAACCAUCACCGUACCGGAAUGGAUAACCGAAACAAUCAACGGUGGCUCCUUCUGCCACGUAGAUCUCGAGACCGGAACCAACGGCUGGGCUUCACCACCAGGCAACGUGUUCUCUCUCCGCUCACAUAACUACUUCACCGCCACAAAACAAAAAUCUCCCGGCGGCGAUUACCUCCUCUCUCUCGCCGCCGUAGACUGGCUCAAAUCCACCACAAAGAAACUCGAUCACAUCCUCUCUCGUCCCGAUAACCGUGUAAUCCACGCUUUCAAAACAUCCCAAUCUCGUAGCUUCAUCUUCGCCGUUAAUUUCCAGGUCCCAGGGAAAGAACACUACAACUUGGUCUUCUACUUCGCAACACAAAAACCAAUCCCUUCCGAUUCACUCCUCCACAAAUUCAUCAAUACAGACGAAGAUUCGUUUCGCAACGAGAGAUUCAAAAUCGUUAGCAAUGUUGUGAAAGGUCCUUGGGUUGUUAAAGCAGCAGCUGGGAAAUUUGGUGCAUUUGUUGCUGGGAAGGCUAUGAAGUGUACUUAUUAUAGAGGAGAUAAUUAUUUUGAGGUUGAUGUUGAUAUAAGUAGCUCGGCGAUUAUGACGGCGCUUAUUAGGUUUAUGUUGGGGUAUGUUACGUAUUUAAUGGUUGAUAUUGGUUUUGUUGUGGAAGCGCAAACGGCGGAGGAGUUGCCGGAGAGAUUGAUUGGUGGUGCUAGGAUUUGUCAUAUGGAGUUGUCCUCGUCGUUUUUGGUUGAUGAUGACGAGAAGAAGAGUUUACAGCCACGGCGGAGAAUGAUGGGUGCGGCGGAAGAUAACGACGAUGAGAUUUGAGAUUUGAGUGAAAGAAAAGCAGGCUACGUCAAAAAAAAUAAAAAUAGGUCAAGGUUUUUUUUUUUUUUUUUCAUCUAAAAUUAAUUAAAUCUCAAAAGAGUCAUUCCUGAGGAAGGUUGUUUACGUAAGUGAUAUGGUUGGACAUGAACUUUACGCGGUAAAUUAUCCGCUUUAACAUUUGCACUAUAAGAAAUUAAAGAUAAAGAAAAACUUGAAAAUUCUUCCUUGUUAUUCUGCAAUUCCUCCAAAUACACUGAGAAGGUCGGCCAUUCGGUUGGAGAAGACACCAUCUUCACCAGAUCUGAAGAGUCUGUAAGAAACACAACAUCUUGAUUGUCGGCGCCAAUCAUGCACUUCAUCGCCCAUAGAAGAGCUUCCACUUCGGCAUGUAGUGAGGAUAGCCUUCGUCUGAGGUUUGCUGCUCCCAUUGUUAGCGUCUCUUCAUUUGCUAAUGUACAGUAUCAUCAUGUCCC
Arabidopsis thaliana (thale cress) is the source of this 1636-nucleotide messenger RNA. RefSeq names its product enhanced disease resistance-like protein (DUF1336). The record is from RefSeq and is marked reviewed. The transcript has a single exon. The coding region runs from base 279 to 1163 and encodes 294 amino acids. Lineage: Eukaryota; Viridiplantae; Streptophyta; Magnoliopsida; Brassicales; Brassicaceae.